Colletotrichum costaricense is the source of this 225-nucleotide messenger RNA. RefSeq lists its product as uncharacterized. The coding region runs from base 1 to 225 and encodes 74 amino acids. The transcript has a single exon. The record is from RefSeq and is a predicted model, not a curated record. Lineage: Eukaryota; Fungi; Ascomycota; Sordariomycetes; Glomerellales; Glomerellaceae.
AUGGCAAGAGGUCCUGACGACCCGUAUCCGUAUGAACUGCUCGCAUCUUCACGCUGCCCACCAAAGCCACGAGGGAGAACAAGGCAGGGGGGCAUGGGGCCGUGGUCGACUUGCCUUCCUUGGGAGCUCCAACCGCCCAGGGUGCCACGCUGUGUUUGCCUGUCAAAUGGAGCUAACGGCGUGGCAAUCAUGUACGCUAGCCUCUGCGGAUACAGCAGAAGCUAG